Molecule: messenger RNA, 3825 nt
Organism: Eremomyces bilateralis CBS 781.70
Lineage: Eukaryota; Fungi; Ascomycota; Dothideomycetes; Eremomycetales; Eremomycetaceae
Exons: 4
Coding region: 1-3825 (1274 amino acids)
Biological process (GO): macroautophagy; cellular response to starvation; vesicle-mediated transport
Cellular component (GO): late endosome; HOPS complex
Molecular function (GO): protein binding
Source: RefSeq, a predicted model, not a curated record
AUGGCUGGGGAAUCAGAAGAGGGAGACCAAGAUGAUAUAUUCAAAAGGCGCCCGGAGACGCCGCCGAAUCCUCCACCACUUCCCCAGAAUGCCUCUCCGGACCCCAAUCAUACGGCCGAGGAAGACGAUGGAGAGGACGAGGACGAGCCGAAGCUCAAGUACACCCGCCUCACAUCGAUGCUCAGCCCCGUCUAUCGCAAUGGCGACGCGACAAGUGCCUUUAUGGUUGCGGGAGACAAGAUGAUCAUGGGGACACAUAACGGAAGCGUCCAUGUCCUCACGAUUCCUUCGUUCCAAAGCCUUCGGCACUAUCGCGCACAUACCGCCUCGAUUACCUCCGUCUCCGUCUCGCCAUUCCCUCCGCCAUUGCCAUCAGCGCGUUCCGAGGCCGCGACGAAACCACGAGUCACGAGCCCCGAGAGUCGACGGUCGGCUCCCAUGGCACCGCCAACGUCGUCCCCUCGUACUCCACGACAUGCUCAGAUCCCCACAACGCCCUCCAACUCGAUAUACAUCGCGACUGCCUCGAUCGACGGUCACGUAUGUGUCCAGUCGUUGGUGGACCCAAAGGACGUGAUGCUGCGGAACUUCGCCCGGCCGAUCCAGGCGGUGGCGUUGUCCCCUGAGUAUAAGAGCGACCGGUCAUUCGUGUCGGGGGGCCUUGCCGGGCAAUUGAUCCUCACAAGUGGCGGCCGACUUGGCGCCUCGUCCAAUGCCAACACGAACAGCGCAGCUGCGGCGGCGUCGGGUUGGCUGGGCUCGCUUGGAAUCGGAUCCAACCCUGGGAAGGACGCGGUCUUGCACUCCGGGGAGGGUAGCAUUAGCACGAUCAAGUGGUCGCUAUCGGGGAAGUUUGUCGUGUGGAUCAACGAGCAUGGAAUCAAAAUCAUGCGGACAAACCUCAAGCUAGACAGCCUGGAUUCCGAACGCGCCUGGAAGACCAUCGGCCAUAUCGACAGGCCGAAGCAUGGGAACUGGGAAGAUCUUGGUGGUGGAUGGAAAGGCCGCGCCGACUGGGUGAACACGGACUGGCUCGAAUCCGAUGAGGAGGGUCCAGUUGUGCAGAAUGGGACCAACGCAAAACAUUCGGUAGAGAAGCUGGUUGUCGGGUGGGGCGAUACAGCAUGGGUACUUCUCGUCAAAUCGGAGCGAGCCGGUGUUGGGAAAGAUGCCGGCGAGAGGUUCUCCGGCAGUGUGGAUAUUGUACACAAACUGUUCUUUGACGACUGCAUAUUAUCGGGUCUGGCGCUCUAUACCCCUUCUUUACUUCUGAUUCUUGCAUACCGGACCAAGGACGACGACGAUAAACCCAUCGCUCCCUCGCUCGAGACGACACCACGACGAGGCGUGCAUCACAGACAGAAUGGAUUGUCUCCCGAAGUCCGUCUGAUCGACGUGAAUACGAAAGACGAAGUAGAUGUAGACAUGUUAACAAUUAGUCGAUACGAGUCAUUGGCCGCCGCGGACUACCACAUCAGCACCCUGUACGUGCCCGCGAACCAAGGACCGCUGCAAACGCAGCGAGGCGCGCUCGGGGCGAUUUCUGGCAGUUUGUGGGAUGCCGGAGCCAGCGCGGGAAGAGUAUUUAGCUCGGGGGCAAGUAUCUUCAGUCUUCCGAGUAGCGAAAAGGAUAAAGCUUCGACACCGCCAGGCUCUACUGGCUCGGGAAAAGUCGCGCCUUCGACGAGGGCUUUAAAGGAGGUUCCCGUUGCAGCGAUCCGUCCAGGACUGAAGAUUUUCCUCGCAAGCCCUUAUGACUCGAUUUUGGCGAUCAAGAGGGAUCUAUCCGAUCAUCUCUCUUUCCUGUUGGACCACCGAAAGUAUCAACGCGCAUGGGAGCUCAUCAAUGAGCAUCCGGAAGUGGUUGCCAUUGCCCCCGACCGGCCCAGCGGCGACGAAACACCGACCACCCCCUCCAAGAAAGGACAAAGUUUGGCGGACUUUUUGGCCGACGAUAGCGCGUCGCAGACUACCCUCUCCAUGAACAAGGCCCAUAAUUCGGCCGUGUCGAAGGAGAAACGCAGGGUCGGCGAGCUCUGGCUUCAGCAGCUCGUCUCUGCCGGAGAUUGGGUCACUGCUGGUCGAGUUGCGGGUCAAGUUUUGGGCACGUCAUCGAGAUGGGAACACUGGGUGCUUACCUUUGCACAUGCUGGGCGGUUUGAUGAGAUAACACCUCACAUCCCAAGUUACGACAUCCAUCCGGCAUUGCCUUCAGAUGUAUACACCGUCGUCCUUGGCCAUUACAUCCACCAUGAUCAAUCUCGAUUACGGGACCUGCUUGACAUCUGGGACCCCGACCUUUUCGACUCGAAAAGCGUCAUUUCGGCCAUCGAGAGCCAGUUGGAUUCCGGCCUUGCGACAGAAGAAACCGUAGAGGAUGGCGAAAAGGGCCGAGAUUGGCGGUUCCUGUUGAGCUCUCUCGCUCGACUCUACGUCGCCAGCGGCAGACAGAAGGAUGCGCUGAAGUGCUACAUUCAAUUGCAAGAUGCGGACGCGGCAAUGGCGCUCAUAAGAGACUACCACCUCGUCGGGGCUUUGUCGGAUGACAUCCAAGGAUUCCUUCUUCUAAGAAUAUCGAAAGAGCAGCUUAGCGCAGGUCAUCUCAGUGAACUUGAGGAACUCAGCUCGGAAGCCGUGCGGCUGCUCGUCGAUGAAGCCUACCAAGGCAUAGUGCCGUCCGACACCGUGGUCGAUCAACUACAGACGAAGGGACCGAAGAUUCAGCCGUUUCUGUACUUCUACUUGAAAGCCUUGUGGAAAGGUGGCGGGAGUGAGAAAGGCACGAAAACGUCGAGGAUGCGCGAUCGUGUUGCCAUCGAGGGGCAGUCUUUCGUCGAAGAGUUUGGCGAUCUGGCGGUGGAACUCUUCGCUGAAUAUGAUCGGCCCCUUCUCAAGGAGUUUCUUCGGGCAUCGGACAGCUACGCUUUGGGUGGAGCUAUCGCGAUCUGUGAGAAAAGAGGUUACACUGAAGAGCUGGUAUUCCUUCUCUCCAAAACUGGUGAAACCAAGCGUGCUUUAUAUCUCAUAAUCGACUCCCUUGCCGACGUCUCGAUGGCUAUCUCUUAUGCUAAAGAUCAAGCUGACCAGGACCUGUGGGACGACCUCCUGGAUUACAGUAUGGAUAAACCCAGUUUCAUUCGCGGACUACUGUAUGAAAUCGGCACUGCCAUCGACCCUAUCAAGCUUAUUCGGCGCAUCCCCGAGGGACUGGAGAUCGAUGGACUUCGGGAUGGCAUCGGCCGCAUGGUAAAAGAGUUCGAGCUGCAGAACAGCAUCUCCGAAGGCGUCGCACGCGUGCUCUAUAGCGAAGUUGCUGCGGGCUUGGAUAAACUGCGUGAAGGCCGAAGAAAAGGGGUGAAGUUCGACAUUGAGUACGAAUUGCCACAAAUCCUUGAGCCGGAUGGCGAGAUAGAAACAUCGGCGGAGGCACAACCGCAACUGGAGUCAGACGCCUCGAACAAUCUGGAUGACGCAGGUGAAUUGCCAAUGUCGCCAGGGAGAAGCCCGAAAGAAGCGAAAGCCGGACACUGCGUUGAGUGCGGAAGAGUUUUCCACGAAGACGAUUAUGAAACACUCCUCGGUUUUGCGUGCGGGCAUGUCUAUCACCUAUCCUGCAUGCUCAAAACGUUCCCAUCGUCCAACCCGGACAGCAUUGCAGCGGCGGAACGUCUGCAGGCCCGAUUGGCCGUCGAUGCCGCGACGGGUAACGAGUUCAUCGAGUCGACUAGAAGCGUGGGAGCGAAAGUUGCGCAUGCGCACAUUAUCCGCGCCGCCGUACAGAAUGGCUGCACACUUUGUCGGGCAGUUGACGAUGAUGACGGAUAA